Chenopodium quinoa (quinoa) is the source of this 1501-nucleotide messenger RNA. RefSeq names its product deSI-like protein At4g17486. Bases 361 to 1104 code for a protein of 247 amino acids. NCBI's taxonomy places the organism in Eukaryota, Viridiplantae, Streptophyta, Magnoliopsida, Caryophyllales, Amaranthaceae. Gene Ontology annotation, molecular function: deubiquitinase activity. The record is from RefSeq and is a predicted model, not a curated record. The transcript has 4 exons. Gene Ontology annotation, biological process: protein deubiquitination.
UUUCAUACAAUACUUGCUCCCUCUUGUCCCUCUCUCCGUAUUAUUAGGCUACAAAUCAAAAGACCCACAAACCCAGAAAAGCCUUAAUUUUUCAGAGGAAAAUAGAGAGAGAAGUAGACCGAGGGGAGGAUUACCACACCAACUUCUUGGAUUUCGCUUCUUCCUCUGAAAUUCCUCAACAUUUUCUCUUCAUUCGUUAAUUAAUUUUUCUUCUUAGCUCAAAAAAUACACCCCACUUCAAAUUUUUUUGGUUGAAACUUGAGAAUAUGCAAAUGGGUGCUUACUUUCCAACUUUGUCUUUCUCCUACACACUAUCUCAACUGUAGUUGGAGAAAUUGAGAUAUCAUUGGCAUCAUAACCAUGAAAUUAGGAACAAAGAAAGGAUGGAAGUCUAUAAUGCCUUUACGUUUAAGGGGCAAAUCAGCAACACGAUUUUGUUUGUUUUCCAAAGCAAAAUCAUCUAGCCCUGAUCCAGGAAAUACUCCUGUUUACCUCAAUGUUUAUGACCUAACUCCCAUGAAUGGAUAUCUCUAUUGGGCUGGCCUUGGAAUUUUUCAUUCUGGUGUGGAAGUUCAUGGUGUAGAAUAUGCUUUUGGAGCUCAUGAUUACCCAACUAGUGGUGUUUUUGAAGUUGAACCACGGCAAUGCCCAGGUUUUAAGUUUAGAAAAUCAAUAUUAAUUGGUACAACGUGCUUAGAUGCGAAGGAAGUCAGAGAGUUCAUGGAAAGGCAUGCUGCAAGCUACAAUGGAGACACAUACCACUUGAUUGUCAAAAACUGUAACCACUUCUGCAAGGAUGUGUGCUACAAGUUGACUGGGAAAAAGAUCCCCAAAUGGGUUAAUCGACUAGCCAAGAUAGGUUCAGCAUGUAAUUGUGUACUCCCUGAAACACUAAGGGUUAAUGCUGUCCAAGAAGAUGCCAGUUUGGUGACAUAUGAUAAUGAUAAGAAAAGACUAAAGAAUGCCUUCAGUUGUCUAUCAUCAAUCUCUAUGCGUCAAAGGCAAUUGUCAGCUUCUUCGUUGUUCCUACGUUCACCAUUAAAGAGCUGUUUGCCUUCAUGUGAACUCAAGAGCUCCAAAAAACGUUCACUAACCGAAAGGUAAAAAGAGCAAGCAAAAAAUAUCCUGUAGGGUUUUCUAUAGAGUUAUUCUGAAUCAUUUAGUUGCAUAUUUUAUGCUAAUCUUAGCUCUGUAUCUCUGUAAGAUUCUAGGAGAAGUUCGCGGGGAAAUUCAAUGUAAGUUGUUUUUGUAAUUAUGUGAUUUUUAAGGUUUCCCCAUCUUGUAGUAGUCAUCUCUAUUUACUGGUUUGUGUUGCAUUCCACUACUGUAAUCUAUUUGCCUGUAACAUUACCUCCUGAUGGAGUUUUUUAUAUUGUCAAUUCUGGCGGCAACUGUUAGCACCACAAAAAAAUUAGUGCUAGCUGCCAGAAGUUAAUGGUCUUUUUAAUGUCAAAUCAACUUCUAGUUAGCUCAAUUCUUCAGAAUUAUAAUAUUUCAGUAA